Neltuma alba is the source of this 1900-nucleotide messenger RNA. RefSeq names its product probable receptor-like protein kinase At1g80640. The transcript is spliced from 11 exons. Bases 188 to 1519 code for a protein of 443 amino acids. NCBI's taxonomy places the organism in Eukaryota, Viridiplantae, Streptophyta, Magnoliopsida, Fabales, Fabaceae. Gene Ontology annotation, biological process: protein phosphorylation. Gene Ontology annotation, molecular function: ATP binding; protein kinase activity. The record is from RefSeq and is a predicted model, not a curated record.
GGACUCAAAAGCGCUUUCUUGGUUUCCUUGAAAGAUCCUUUGUCCAUUUCUUCUUCACAGCUUAGUACUGCCAAAAUUGAGAUUCAAAAUGAAACCCCAAUAAAUGUUUCUCUUCUCAAGCGUUUGAACUCUCAUUCUUAUACUUCUCCUCUGUGUCAUUCUUCCUUAAUCACCCAACUAAAGCAACAUGAGUAAUUUUAUUGCUAUAUUCCUGCUCAUUUGGGUAUCAGGCUUUUCUCCUUCAGUUUCUCGUUUUUUUGCAAAUGCUGAAGCUGAAUCUCCAGAAUUAGACAAUAGAAAGCUGCUCACUUUCAGAGGCUCUCCUUCCCGCCUGUUGAUAUUAUUGUCAAGUAUUGCGGACGUUAGAGUAGGGCACCACCAGAAUUUGGACAAGAGAAUUCUAAUAGCACUUAUUGUUUGUUCUGCUCUUCUUGUCUCAAUCUUCCUAUUUUUAACAUAUAUCUGGUGUCAUCGACGCAAAAUUUUCAAAGUUCCCAGUUCUAAAAGCCCUGAGACCAUCGAAGCUGCAAAUGGGGUGUCACUUAGCCCUGUUGAUGUUAAAUUUAGUUACUCAAAAAUGGCAGAAAAGAAGAGUGCAAUUGCUAUAUUUGACUUUCAGUUGUUAGAGGUUGCAACAAACAGCUUUGCCAAAAGUAAUAUUCUGAGUGAGAGUGGAUCUAGGCUAGUGUACAGAGCUUGCUUUGAUGAGCAUCUCAAGGCAGCUGUGAAGAAAGCAGAUAGCAGUGCUGAUAGAGAAUUUGAGAAUGAAGUGAAUUGGUUAAGCAAGAUUCGGCAUCAGAAUAUCAUUAAACUUCUUGGUUACUGUAUUCAUGGUGAAUCAAGGUUUCUUGUAUAUGAAAUGAUGGAGAAUGGAUCUUUGGAAACUCAAUUACAUGGACCUGAUCGUGGAUCAUCUUUAAAUUGGUACCUCCGGUUAAAGAUUGCCAUUCAUGUUGCCAGGGCAUUAGAACAUCUUCAUGAGCACUCUAAUCCUCCCGUGGUUCAUAGAGACCUAAAAUCUUCUAAUGUUCUCCUGGAUUCUCACUUUAAUGCCAAGGUCAGCAAUUUUGGGCUUGCUGUAAGUUCUGGAAUGCAAGACAAGAACAUACAGAUGUCAGGAACUCUGGGUUAUGUAGCACCUGAGUACAUAUCACAUGGUAAGCUAACUGAUAAGAGUGAUGUAUAUGCUUUUGGGGUUGUCCUUCUAGAGCUUCUAACGGGAAGAAAAGCCGUGGACAAGAUGUCCUCAGACCAAUACCAAUCCAUUGUCACAUGGGCCAUGCCUCAGAUAACUGACAGAUCAAAGAUUCCAAGUAUUAUAGAUCCUGUAAUCAGAAACACCAUGGAUUUGAAGCAUUUAUAUCAGGUUGCUGCAGUGGCUGUACUUUGUGUACAAACAGAACCAAGUUAUCGGCCGCUAAUAACUGAUGUCCUGCACUCUCUCAUCCCUUUGGUACCCACGGAGCUGGGAGGAUCACUCAGAGUUUCAGAAUCAGUUUGCUCCGAGAAUUUGCAUUGAUUUUGGACGUGUUUAAAACUCUGAUAUUGCUGCAAAGUUUCAUGUUUUUGUGGUGACAGGGCAUGUCAUGAUAGUUUGCAAAUCCUAGUGAAGCUUCAGAUCGCAUACUAUUUUAGGACACUGUCAGAUGAGUUAUUGGUUAUCUAGUCAUUGUUGUUGCAUAGCAAUCACAGCCCAAGCUGAAAGAAUCAGUCUUUGGUUUUCUUCUCUCCCAGACAUUUAUAAAUUGUAAGUGAAAUAUAUGGUUCUCAUAUAGUAAGUUUAAAAUACCCCCCCGGUCUCUGUUGUAAGGUGCUUUUUAGAAAGAUUUGAUGGUCUUGUAAUUAAUACUUAUUUUUCAAUUUUGUUUCUGUAAUUAAUAUUUAAAUAUAGCUUUUUGUA